UGUCAGGAUGUUCUGCGGCACUGUUUGCAACAGUAAAAUGUAGUCUUCCCCUAAGGGUGUUGGUUAAUAAAAUGGGGCACAGCCGCACAAUGAAAUCUGUAGGGUAAUUACAAUGGACGCAAGGUCUACCAUGCAUUAAAGUGUAUCUUCAGACAAAAUGUGGGGAGCAGGCCUACCAUCCUGCUCACUCCCAGGAGAACCACUCUCACAGUGGCCUGUGGGAAUGAAGUCCUCAGGAGUUAUGCAGUGCGCAGCCUGAGCAACAGAGCCGUGGCCCUGGCUGAGUGAACAAAGCAAGCUGGAGAAGUACAGAAGCGUGUAAACUCACAAAAUAAUACGUUGUUCACGAAUGUGUGCACAUAAAAAUAAGAGAAGGAUCAGAAGGAAAAACAUAAACUUCAGGACAGGGCUUAUGUCUGGGGAGGCAGGGAAGUAAACAGGAUCAGGGUGGAGAACAAAGGGCGUUUAGCUGUCAGUCAUUUUGAUUUAUUUCAUGAUACGAAAAUCUGAGGCCAGUGUGGCAGAAUGAUAGCCUUUGGUAAUUUCAAGUAUGUUUUAUUAGUCUCUGUAUUUUGCUGUAUUAAUUUCUUUCAAAGAGACAGGAUAUGGAGACAAAAACAACGAGGGGAAACAUUUUGCUGCAGCACCAGAAAUUGACACAUUGUAAGUGAUUAUAAAGAAAAAAAAAAGAAUGAAUGAAUGAAGGAUUAGGCUGACUUCUUAAAUGUGCUGGAAGAGUUUCCUAAGUGUGGGAGCUGACUUAACGUACCCAGUGAACUGACUGAGGCUUACCCACCAUCCCUGCAUCGUCUCUGCUAAGCCUCCUGCCCACUGGCCCACACACUCCUGCACACACACGUGGGGACCUUCUGCUGUCUGCGCGGAGCUUCCCCGAUGCACAAAUGAACAUGGGGAGGGAUGUGAAGGGAGAGGAAAGCGGUGCCUAAUGUUCUCAGCCCUCGAGUCACUCCCCAAGGCAUGUGUGAGGAAGCUGCUUUCAAUAUGAUCAAUCAAGAAAGAAAAAAGAACACAGCUCACCAUCACCAGAACCCAGGGUUCUGAUUUUUGUAAGAAAACUGGCCUUUCCUUCGCUUCUCUAAGAAGUGGUUCAUCAUUUAUGGCAGUUUGGGGGAAUGUUUUUAGAUUGGAUUUAGCCAGCAAAUUCUGUGCAGCCCAGCCCCCUCAGUGUCGCCGUACAUGGAGAUUCCUCCUCUCCGACCCUCUGUCCUUCUUUCUCCCCUCUUGGGCGCGAGUGGAACAGGACCCGGGGCUGAGGCAGCUUGCAAGUUUUUACAGCACAGCGCUGGUUGACGUGGGCACCCUGGAGAACAAAGACAAGGAGCCAGCUUGGCCCCAGCGCAUUGCCUCUGGCUGCUCUAAACGGUCCCUACAUGUCUCCUGUUUCCAGGGACUGUCCCCGAGCAAGGCCGGCUGGCUAGAAGGGGAGGGAGACCUCCCCUCAUUUCGUGAGCAUCCUCUCCAAAAAUGUCUUCCCUUGUUUCCAGACACUGCCACAGCGAGCACUUCCACUGGCUUCCUGUGUGUGUGAAAUUGUUUCUCCCCUCCAGUCCCUGUUUAUUAAAAACCAGACACACAAAACCAAGUGUUGUCAGGCAUGCCGGAAAUGGACACUCAGACGUGCCGGUCAGAGCAUAAAUGGGUAUGGUCUCUCUAGAAAGUGGUUUGGCAAAUGUGAAUCUCAGACUUUGGGAAAGAUCAUAGUCUGUGACCCCCUCAUCCCAUGCUGCUAUUUCUGGGAAUUCAGUAUAUGUGCAUGUGUGUAUGUAUGUCAUCUGUGGCUUAGAUGUGCACACAUAUACAUGUAUUUAUCAUAUAUAACACAUAUACACAUGACCUACUGCAUAACACAUUUCAUCCAAAACUUAGUGGCUUAGAAUAAACACUGUUACCUCACGGUUUCCGUGGACUGGAGUUUGGAGUCUGCUUAGCUGGUGGUUCUGGCUCAGGGAUCCCUGAGAGGCUGAGCCAGGAUAUCAGCUGAGCUCCAUCGUCUGAAGCUGUGACUGAUGCGCUCACACGGCUCAUGGCACGUCCUGCUCGAGGGACUGCAUGACGUGGGGUCUGGCCAGCACAGGUUUAAUUAGUGAUGGGCCCAUAGCAAGGUUUGUCCCAGUAUCAUUUACAACAAGGAAAAGUUGGAAUAAUACAAAUGUCCUGUGGAAGGAAAUUAGUUAAAUACUUAAAACUGUCCGUACAACAAUACCGUAACCAUUAAAUGUUGCAGUAUCAGAAAGAAGGGUUCCUGGCCACAAAACUCAGAGGUACAAGAGUGUGUCCCUUUCUUUUUUAUGUAACAACUGACUUUCUCCCUCGAGCCCUGUUCUGUCUAGUGGGAAAGGUGAAUUCCGUCAGCCCUGGCUUCCCUGGUCUGCUCAGUGGGCUCUCUCAUUUGAGGUUUAAGCUUGCUCUCAGGAUGGCUCCUCCUUGUUUCCCCCUGUGGGCGAGGGAGGGUGGGAAGGAAGCACUGAGGUCCUGGAGGGCUCACGUGGCGUCCUGGGUCUGAGUGGGGCUGUGCGGUUUCAGUCUGCAGAAAGCACUGCUGGUCCUGGCUCAGAGCAAGUGCUCGUGACCGAGAGUUAACACAAAGCGGCGACUUGCCGUGUGCCACGUGCUGUCCCGGGCGCUCUGCAUCGUUUCACCUCCUCCUGUUUCCGCAGCCCCUGUUAUCAGGUAGACACUGUGAUUAUCUCCAUUCUGCAAAUGAGGAAACUGAGGCAUAACAGGUUAACUAUUGCCUAAGACCAUGGUCUAGUAAAGAGAGGCAGAAGUCAAAUACUAGCUUCUAUUAUUUUCUCCUUUCUUUUAAAUUUUUCUUUAAAAAAUUUAAAUUACUUAUUUUAUCAUUACAUUUAUUUUUUGCUUUUUUCAGUUGGAGGGAGGUGAUUGGGUUUGUUUGUUUGUUUGUUUGUUUAUUUAUUUAUUUAUUUAUAAUGGUGGUGCUGGGGAUUGAACCCAGGACCUCAUGCAUGCCAAGCACACACUGUACCACUGAUCUAUGACCUCCUCCAUUCUUUUUUAAUUUAACAAUUUUUUUAACUUUUAAAAUUGCAGUAUAAUUGACACAUAUUAGAUUCAAAUAUCCAACAUAAUCAUUCAUUAUUUGUAUACAUUGCAAAAUGAUCACCACAAAUCUAGUUAACAUCCGUCACCUCACACAGUUUACAAAUUUUCUUUCUUGCAACAAGAACUUUUAAGAGCUGCUCUCUUAGCAACUUUCAAAUAUGCAACAUGGUAUUAUUGAUUAUAGUCACCAGGGUGUGUGUUCCCUCCGCAGGACACAUUUCUCUGACAACUGGAAGUUUGUACCUUCGACCACUUUCUGUUUUCUCCUUUCUUUACUCUCAUUAUCAGGACUGUAAAAAAAAGGGGAGUAGGGGAAAGGAAAUCCAUGUUCACUGAAUACUUCCCAAGAGCCAAGUACUUUCAAAUGGCAUCGCAUUUUAUCCACAAAGCACAUCUGAGAAGGAUGCACGAUUGUUCUCAUUUGUGCCGGAGGAGUGCAGAGGGCUUAACUGCACAUGGGAAGCAGACCCCCCACCCCCUGCCCCAUAUUGAAGCCAGGCUAUGAUUCUUGCAUCUCAAUUCUUGCAUCUCAGGAGGAAGUGUUGGCCGGGGAGCUAGGGUUUCAGCAGCUCUGGCCGGAAGAGCUGAAUUGCUCCAUUAACAAGAUUGCACUCACUCUUGUCUGAUCCCAAACUGCUGGCGGGGUGACCCUCCUCCCCUCACCGCUCAGGCAGCUUCGUUUAACUUUUCUGCAUCCCUGACCUCAAUGUUGACACUGUUGCUCGGCCCUGACUGAGUUCCUAACUGCCUUUUUGAAAUGACUUCCGGAUCAGGGUCUGACAAGUUUGACGUCACAGGGCCUGCAGCGCUGCCAUCCUGCUGAGAACCCAGCCCUGAAACUGGUCCCCAGGGGGGCCUGCAGGGCCCAGGGGGCCAGCGUCCUCUGCAGUCCUCGGCCUCGACUCUUCUCUGGAUUUGUACCUAUCCUCUCCUUUUCUGCUUCUUUGGAAAAGGGUCCCAACUCACUUCUAAAGCACAUCCCUACCUUUUUUAUUUUUAUGAUUUUGCUUCGAUCUUAAAAUUCCCCCAGACCGUUUUCCCCUCCUGUCACCUUACACGUGUGCAUAAAUCGUCUCUGGUUCUGACAGACUCCAGCCCACAUCCUUGUCCCCACCAAACUACGGUGUCUCCUUCACACCAAGUCACAUCGUAAAGGAGAACCUUGAUUCAGUCCUGCCCUGACUGACCUCUUCCUCACUCUCCCCACGUCCCCCAGGGCACCUGCGGUGUCACCCUCCCCCCCCCCCGACCCUCCUCUGGCUCUGGGUCCGAGCCCCACGGUCCUUCCGGCUCUUCUCCUGUGCCACAGACGUCUGAGCCACUUAGAUGCAGGUGCUUCCUGCAAAUCAUGGCCCCACUCACGGACACCCCCUUCCUUGUGAUCCCAUCCAGUUCCCAGUCCCCAUGAAGUCCCAUGUUUUCAACUCUUGCCUCUGGGUGUUCGACUUCCAUGUGGAGGUCUGGCCUGACAUCUCUCCAGAGACCAGACCCUGGUUCCCAGCUGCUGGGUGGUUGUCCUGCCUCGGGUAUGAUGAGAGAACACGGUUUCUUUCCGGGGGCAAUCGACCUCCCGGUUCGUGCCCUUUCUCGAUGGUGUCUGGGUGCACAGGCCGUGUGGACUCGCUGUGUGUGGGCCCUCUGCCUCUUGCUGUUCCCCCGGGGAACGGGCUGGGCUGGUCCGGUCCCUGAACUGGGCACUGGCUGAGGCCGGCGAAUCCCGCCUAGGGCCGGGGCCUGUGCUGCCCCCCUCUGGCCCAGCCUGUACCCGUCAGGUCCAAGCCUGCGGUCGCAGCCCCCCUACCCUGGGCUUCUUUGUUCUUGCUGAGCUUCUGUAGCUCUCUGGUCUCAGAAGACUCACAGCCCUGCUCCAGGGUGUGAGCACUUCCCCAGCCCUGGCCCAAGAACCUGGCCACACCCUGUGCCGGAGGCCCCUGCCGCCACAUGGAUGCGGAGUCCCCGUGGAUGCGGGUGCUUCCUGGUCUUCUAGAUGGAGCAGAGGCAAACCUCCUCUGCGUCCAGCCUGUCCCUGAGCGCGUCCAGCCUGCGUCCAUGCCGAGGUUCAGCCUGGAGAGGGGAGGCCAGCACACAGGUACCUGUUCUCUGGGCUCCCCGUCUACAUGGGAGAUGUUUUCACGUCUUUUUCUUCUCAGGGAAUUCCUCUGUGUCGUAACCUCCCUUUCAAAUGUCCAAACAGGACUCUGAUGAGUGGACAGGACUUUGCGGGGGGGGGUCACACGGGUAAGAGGAGGCACUUAGUAGAUGGUUCUGGUGGUUGGAAAGAGUAAGCUGGAGCCUGGGAGUCCCAGAGGGAGGGAGGGAAAGGUGGCCUCAGGUACCUGCCCGGUCGGGGUUGUGUGGCAGCGCAGCACCGCAGAGCUGGGGGUUCUGAGGGUGGGCUUGGAGCCCGCCCACGUGCGAGCUUUGUGACCCUGAGGGUUACAUGCCUUCCCUAAGGCUGUUCCUCACUUGUGGGGCGGGGAUCACAAUGGGGCUUACCUCAGGGGUUUGUUGUGUUGUGGGAAUGAUGCCUGUGAAUGCAUUUUAGGCACUGGGCAGGGCCUGGCCCGCAGUGCAGCCCGAACCCAGGCUGUCAUGAGACUCCCAGGCAGUGCCCUGUGAGCGUGGACAGGGAAGGCCGCUGUGAGCUCCACCUGGACACAGGUCGUUACCGUAUGAUGUUCGGCUGGGAAAGCUUGGAGGGGACGGCCUUGCCUGCACUAUGAGGUGUCUGUGAAACAGGAGUAGGAACAGACAAGGAGCCGGAAAUGGAGAGUGACACAGCUGGAGCCCCGGGAGAGCUGGGAACAGAGCUGCACAGACCAGCAGAGACGGAUGACGGAAGCCCAUUAUUACAGGUUCUGUCCAGCCAUGUGACUCUCCUGGUCCCAGCACACACCCCGGCGGCCUUUGUCCAUGAAGUUGGCAACAUUCAACACAUACCUGCAGAGGGGUCUGAAGCCCCAUGGGCCAUGGACACGCUCCCGCCUGAGCAAGCCGGUGACACCCCCAGUUCCCCAACCCAAGCCACCCUGCCCACACAGAGUGACAUACUUACCUCCUCAGCAAAAAACAUCUCGCCUGAACAGGCUGACAGCCCCAAUCCCCCAGAAAAAAACAUCCCACCAAAAGAAGGUGACAUUCUCAAUUCCCCAGAAAAAAACGUCCUACCAGAAGAGGCUGACAUCCCCAGCCCCCCAUCCAAAACCAUCCUGCCCAAGCAGGCUGACAUCCUCAGUUCUUCGGAAAGAACCAUCUCACCCAAGCGGGACAGUAGCCCCAAUUUCCCAGCAAAAUUCAUUUUGCCCAAGCAGGGCGACACUUCAAAGUUCUCAGAAGAAACCACCCCCCUUAACCAGGCUGCCCCCACCAAUUCUCCAGUCCAAACCAUCCCACCCAAGCAGGCUGACAGCCCCAAUUUCUCAGCCCAAAUCAUCCCACCCAAGCAGAUGGACACCCCCAAUUUCUCAGCCCAAAUCAUCCCACCCAAGCAGAUUAACACCCCCAAUUUCCCAUCCAAAAUCAUCCUAUCCAAGCAGGCUGAUACCCCCAAAUCCCCAGAAAAAACCAUCUCACCAGAAGAGGGUGAGAUUCUCAAUUCCCCAGCCAAGAUCAUCCCACCCAAGCAGACUGACACCCCCAAUUUCUCAGCCCAAAUCAUCCUACCCAAGCAGGCUGACACCCUCAAUUUCUCAGCCCAAAUCAUCCCACCCAAGCAGAUUAACACCCUCAAUUUCCCAUCCAAAAUCAUCCCAUCCAAGCAGGCUGACACCCCCAAUUUCUCAGCCCAAAUCAUCCCACCCAAGCAGAUUGACACCCCCAAUUUCCCAUCCAAAAUCAUCCCAUCCAAGCAGGCUGACACCCCCAAUUUCUCAGCCCAAAUCAUCCCACCCAAGCAGGCUGACACCCCCAGUUUCUCAGCCCAAAUCAUCCCACCCAAGCAGGCUGACACCCCCAAUUUCUCAGCCCAAAUCAUCCCACCCAAGCAGAUGGACACCCCCAAUUUCUCAGCCCAAAUCAUCCCACCCAAGCAGAUUGACACCCCCAAUUUCCCAUCCAAAAUCAUCACACCCAAGCAGGCUGACACCCCUAAUUUCCCAUCCAAAAUCAUCCCAUCCAAGCAGGCUGACACCCCCAAUUUCUCAGCCCAAAUCAUCCCACCCAAGCAGGCGGACACCCCCAAAUUCACAGCCCAAAUCAUCCCACCCAAGCAGGCGGACACCCCCAAAUUCACAGCCCAAAUCAUCCCACCCAAGCAGGCAGACACCCCCAAAUUCACAGCCCAAAUCAUCCCACCCAAGCAGGCAGACACCCCCAGUUUCACAGCCCAAAUCAUCCCACCGAAGCAGGCGGACACCCCCAAACUCACAGCCAAAAUCAUCCCAUCCAAGCAGGCUGACACCCCCAAUUCCCCAGCCAAAACCAUUUCACCAAAGCAGAGUAACACUCUCAACUUCCCACUCAAAACCAUCCUGCCCAAGCAGGCUGACACCCACAAUUCCUCCGAAAAAACCAUCUCGCCCAGGCAGGGCAAUAGCCCCAAUUUCCCAGCAAAAUUCAUUCUGCCCAAGCAGGGCAGCACCCCAAAGCUCUCAGCCAAAACCAUCUCGCCCAAGCAGGGCAACAUCCCAAAGUUUUCAGCAGAAACCACCCAGGCCAAGGAGGAUGACACCCUCACGUCCUCAGAGGAAGCCACGCAGCCCAAGGAGCAGGACAACCCCAGGUCCUUAGGAGGAACCGUCCGGCCCGUAGUGAGAGACAUCCUGAAGCCAGCGGAAGAAAGCGUGGAGCUCCUGGAGGCGGACCUGGUACAAGUGAUCUUGAGCAGGGAGGACUUUGAGUUGGCGCUGAAGGAAGCCGGGGAGAGGCUGGUGGCCGUGGACUUCUCUGCCGCGUGGUGUGGGUCUUGCAGGGCCAUCAAGCCCUUUUUCCAUUCCCUGUCUGCAAAGCAUGAGGACGUGGUGUUCCUGGAAGUGGACGCCGGCGAGUGCGAGGAGCUGGUGAGAGAUUGCAAGGUCAUUUGCAUCCCAACCUUUCAGUUUUAUAAAAGAGAAGAAAAGGUGGGUGAAUUCCAUGGCGCCCUUAAGGAAAAACUGGAAACCAUCAUCACAGAAUUAAAGUGAUCGUGUGUUCCGAAAGCACUGCACACAGCCAGCUGUUUAUCAGCUUGUGAUUUCUUAUUACAAGAUGAGGUGUGACUACAGUGCGGGUCCAGACGCCACCUGCUUGAACGUUAGAAACAUUAGCGCUGCCCUUCCCCAAGAGCAGUCAGAGCACUAACUCCCAUCGUGACUGUGGAACAGCGUGACAUUAGAAUUUCCUUUGGUGGAGGUUGGCACUCCAAUGGCCCCCUUUUUUUAUUUUGGGGGGGUAAUUAGGUUUUUUAAAUAUUUUUUUUAAAUGGAAGUGUUGGGAAUUGAACCCAGGACAUUGUGCACGAUAGGCAUGCACUCUACCACUGAGCUAUGCCCUCCCCCCACCAUUUUUAAUCUUGAUAUUUUAUCACUCUGUCUUGAAAAUUCUGCCCGUGUAGUUAGUGAACAUGGGAAAUUUAGACAAUUCUUCUGUAGAAGUACAGGAGUUAACGAGGAAUGGAAAUUUCUCUCCUGAUGCUCACCAAUCUCUGGGAUUUCUGAUAAAAUACGCAGGGAAGUAAGGAAUCUGAAAGAUGCACAUAUCCUAUCUGACUCCUUCGUGUGUGGGAAGUGCUGUGGAGGCCCCGGGAAAUUCCAUGGGUUCCGCACAUCUGUCUGGGAUUCGUGGGUGUCGGAGCUGAGACCAAGGCCAGGUUUCUGGAUGUCACGUCCAGGCCUCUUUCUACCAAUCUAUGCUAAGAAACCUGAGGCAGCUCAAAACAUCUGGUUUUCUCUGACCAAGGGCUUUGUCAUUCAAGGUUAAGGCGGUGUGAUCCUUGCCGCGAUUAUGACAUCGGCAGCCUAGUAGCACAGUUCCUGCUUUGUUCCCCUGGUAACUGCGCUUCUGCUCCCAGAUGCCUCGGAGUCCAAAGGCCCAGUUCUGGACCAAAGAUGGUGGCUUGGUCAGAGUUUUUGUGGAUGAUACACACACAUAACUGCACAGACUUAAUGGAUACAAUUUGAUGAGUUUGCACAUAGGCAUACACCUACUUACCACAAUCAAGGCAAUAAACAUACCCAUCACCUCCAGAAGUUUCCCUGUGUGUCCCUUUCCUCUGUGUGUGUGUGUGUGUGUGUGUGUGUGUGUGUGUGUGUGUGUGUGUUAAGAACACUUUAGAUGAGAUCUGCCCUCUUAAUCUUCACGUGCACGGCACCACGUCGUCAUCCACAGGCACUGUGUCACACAGCAGACCUCUAGAACUUCCUCACUUCGUGUAGCUAAGUUCAGACCCGUUGAACAACUACCCCCCCAUUUCCUGUUAGCCGCCAUUUUAUCUUCUGCUGGUCCAGAAUGUUUUAAAGAAUUUGAACUAUUUGUCAACAUUUCAAAAACCAGGAUUCCCUUUAAAAUCUUGAAUUCUAGCUUUUAUGGAAAAAUUGUAAAACUCUAGCAAUCCAGGCGUACAUGACCUCAAGAAGUCACUCUACCCUUAGGGCCGAGGGGCCACGCCCUCCAUUACACAGGGCAUGGAUUCUCCACCCCGAUGAGGAACCUGGUCGGCUUCUUCAUUUACCUGGUUGACGCACUCUAAUUUCAGCUUAAAGUAUUUCUUCUGAUGCUGAACCAUCCAGGUAAGAUUGAUGAGUGAUUCAACCACACAUAAUCUGGGCUGUACUUUAUAUCUAACUGUAGACACUUCAAAGACCAUUUGUUCACAUUAAAAUCCAUGGCUUACAUCUGCACUGUGACUUAAUUCACAUUCUUUCGCUUUACAGUUCUUCAAAAUUCAUGAUUCUAUUGAUCUUUGGCCAGAUUAAAAAUAGGAAUGAUUAUAUACUGGUUGCUAUGGGCUCAGCUUACUUGUCUGAGCAUCACUGUCCCCGGGCGAGGGCAAAGGGCACGGAGCAGCUGGGCGGGUCAGCCUGCACGCUGGCCCUGGUCCCUGGCCGUGGGAUGCAGUGCAGUGCAACCCCGGGAGGGGAACCCGGCCAGAGAAGGGAUCAGUGUUGCAGUUCUGAAGCCGGGGCCCAGAUGUCCGUGUCGCUUGCUCCUAUUGCCAGUCAGCUCCAGCGCUGGGUUUCAGUCAUUUAAAGGGAGCUAGGAAGCAAUGAAGAGCAUCUGGAAAAAAAUGGGCCAUGUGUGAGUGUUUUCAAGGGUUCCAGUGUCUUUUUUAUCACAUCUGCAGGGAAGGAAAACCUUCUGAGCCAGUGAGGCUAGGAUAAAUUAAAUUUCUCAGAGCCCUUUAAUUCCAAAGAAAAUCCUCCUUCUGAAAAAGCAGCUCAGUAAGUCUUUUUCCUGAGUCUUCUUCCAGCCUUGAUUUUAUGUGGUGAAGCGUCCAUUUGCCUUCUCUUGGAAUCUUGAUUUCUUACCGAAGUCUGACGAAUCUCCAGUAAGCACCCUCUGCAUACCUGCACUUCCGUCAGCAUCGCAUCCCUGUGAUGUUUCCUGACCUCGUGCCUGUUUCCGUAGGUUGCCACCCUCCACCAUCCGUGUCUGUCAGGGUGCUUCGGGUGCAAUGACUGUGUUCAUGGACAUUUUCCCCCAGAGCCCCCAUUAUUCCAUCAGAUGAAUCGUCUCCAGUACUUUCUUUAGAGGACCUAUCAGCAGAUUUCUAACACCACUGACCUCCUUCCGGGUCCACUCUGGGCUUCCCCGAUGCCUUGCUCGCUGCAGCACUCUAAUAGCACAGGCAGGAAGCAGCACAACCAGGGGAAUCAGAUGCUUAUACAAUCUAGUGGAGGAGGUUACAGAGGAGCAGACUCCAGACUCAGCUCUCCAGGAAUGACUCCCAGGGCAGGACUGAGCUUCCCCACAGGGCAGCCGCCACCUCUGACGCUGCACCUCCUGCCUCUGACCCAGGGGCCCGCACUGAAGCAGGAGCCGAUACUUCUGCUGACCCUGCAAAAACAUACUGCCUCUGGAUCCCAGGGAACUGGUGGAAGGGCGCCGGAGUGCUGCUGCAGAAAGCUUCCAGGCUCCCUGCUGCCUUGGCAGAAAACAGAUGGAGGGGCAGAAAGCCGGCCCUGUGUCACUGCUCGCUUUCAGUAUCACUUGAGUGUAACUCACAGAUUGAAUUUAUUUCAAGAACAGAAUCCUAGCUGCAAAGGGGCUAUUUCACAUCUGUCUCUCCUGCUUGAGUGUAAGCCUGUAAGGGCAGAGACCACAUCUAUUAUUAGCUCAUCGCCAUAUCACCUACCACACGCCGGGCACGGCAGUAGCAACAUUUAACGUUGAUAAGGUAACAGUGCUGGAACCAGGCACUACUCUAAGCUCUUCCUAUGCAUUCACUCAUUUAAUUCUUAUAACACACCUGGGAUGUAGGUUUUGUUACUCCAGUUUACAAGAACAGGCACAGAGAGGUGAAGUAAGUUGCUAUGACCACACAGCAGAAAAUAGUACGUGAACCCAGCAGUUCAGAUCCAAAGCCUGUACCCCAUACAAUUUACUGCCUCGAUAUGUGUUGAAAAUAUGCUCAUUUAAAUGUUUGCUGAAUUGGGUUACACAGAAAAUUGAUCAUAAACAAAUUCAUAAUUACAGAGUAAUUCUACUUCUAGAGCAAAGGUUAACAUGUUUAACUAUGGAGAAGAUGGUCAUACUUUACUACCGUUUGUACCAGGAAUUCGUGGGUUUAAAAAAUUAUUAUUCUUUCCAAACCCAUAAGAGAUAAUAUGUGCAAAGGUGAAUGUUAUUAAUGAUUCAAGCAGGUUGAAGUAAUGUUCAAGGACUUUGUACCUCGUAGACUUAUGAAAACUUCGGAGUUAGAGAAAUAUGCUUGAGUAUAUAUUUUUUUGCUAAUACUUUAAGGGAUCUUUAUGUAGCUGCAUUAAUCAAUGUAAAAAGAGCAAUGAACAUUAGGCUCUGUGUUUCUCCAUUAAAAUU
Molecule: messenger RNA, 12036 nt
Organism: Camelus dromedarius (Arabian camel)
Lineage: Eukaryota; Metazoa; Chordata; Mammalia; Artiodactyla; Camelidae
Gene: TXNDC2
Product: thioredoxin domain containing 2
Exons: 2
Coding region: 5850-8204 (784 amino acids)
Source: RefSeq, a predicted model, not a curated record